Molecule: messenger RNA, 2477 nt
Organism: Cheilinus undulatus (humphead wrasse)
Lineage: Eukaryota; Metazoa; Chordata; Actinopteri; Labriformes; Labridae
Product: sodium- and chloride-dependent GABA transporter 2-like
Exons: 15
Coding region: 607-2355 (582 amino acids)
Biological process (GO): sodium ion transmembrane transport
Cellular component (GO): membrane
Source: RefSeq, a predicted model, not a curated record
ACAAUCGCCUGGACCGAUGCAUUAAAUACAGUGCUGGUUCAUAAGUAUUUGGACACUUUUUUUAAAAUCAUAUUUCUUCUACUUAUCACAAUUGGAUCUAAAUUAGCAGUCAACAGUGAACAGAAUAGCAUCAAAACACACUGUAAACAUCAAAUAAACAUCUCUAGGACCCCUGGCCACAACUACAAGGCCCAAACUCCUCAAACAGCCCCACUUUGUCUUCAGGUCAAGCUAAAAACCAGCUAUAUUCAUACUGUAACAAUGAGUUGGUGAAUUAGUGCAAGCUUGGAGCCAGUGGGGUUCAAAGGGUUCAUUGUUCUGCAUGUCCAAACUACCAUUAUUCCACUUUUUUACAAACUCCAAGUGACCAUUAACCAUUUAAAAGAACUGAAGGAAAUAUAUAAACAAUUACAAUAUAAUGACCGUCACUUCCUGUAUAUUGCUUGAAUAAAAAGACAAUGCAUCUGACAUCUAGGAAUAAUCUACAUUUCCACUGAGAACUGAUUAACUGCUCAGGCAGUUGUUCAUUACAUGAUGAGUGGUGAAUAUAAAGCAGAGAAGACCUGACCACAGAGCACAUGGGCUAAAACAGUCAAUUCAGUCUAGAUGGAGGCUUUGGAUAUGCUGAAUGAAAAAUGUGCAGAAAAAGAGAAGCAUGUGGAGGUGGAGGAGAGAGGACACUGGGAAAAGAAGGUGGAGUUUCUCCUGGCGGUGGCGGGUAACGUCGUCGGUCUGGGUAACGUCUGGAGAUUUCCUUACCUGUGCUACAAAAAUGGAGGAGGAGCGUUCCUGGUGCCAUACCUUGUGUUUGUGGUGACGUGUGGCGUACCUCUGUUUCUGCUGGAGACCACCAUGGGUCAGUACACCCAGGAGGGAAGCGUCACCUGCUGGAGGAAGCUCUGUCCAUUAGCAGAAGGUAUCGGCUAUGGGGGGCUGCUGAUCCUCCUCUACACCUGUAUGACCUACAUCAUUAUUCUGUCCUGGGCUUUGCUCUUCCUGGUGUUCUCCUUCAGCUCUCAGCUCCCCUGGGCCAGCUGCAACAACUACUGGAACACAGAAAACUGUGUCGACUUCUCAGCAUAUAACGGCUCCUUUGAUUGGACCAACCAUACAAACGCAACUUCUGCUGCUACAGAGUUCUGGGAAAGACGAGUUCUUGCAAUUUCAGGAGGGAUUGAAGAGUUAGGAAGCAUCAGGUGGGAGACACUGUUGUGCCUGAUUACCAUGUGGAUCAUUUGUUACUUCUGUAUCUGGAAAGGAGUCAAGUCUACUGGAAAGGUGGUGUAUUUCACUGCUACAUUCCCCUAUGUGAUGCUACUCAUUCUUCUGAUCCGUGGACUCUCUCUUCCUGGGGCUCUACAAGGGGUCUUAUUUUAUCUCCUGCCUGAACCCUCACGGCUGACAGACCCUCAGGUCUGGAUGGAGGCUGGGGCUCAGAUUUUCUUUUCAUACAGCGUUGGUGUGGGAAUCUUAACUGGCCUGGGCAGCUACAACACCUACAACAACAACUGCUAUAGGGACUGUCUGUGGCUGUGUUUACUGAACAGUGGAACCAGCAUGGUAGCAGGGUUUGCAGUCUUCUCUGUGCUGGGGUUCAUGGCUCAUGAGCAGGGUGUUCCUAUUAGUGAAGUGGCUGAGUCAGGCCCAGGUUUGGCAUUUAUUGCGUACCCUCAGGCUGUAGCCCUCAUGCCUCUGCCCCAACUGUGGUCCGUCUGUUUCUUUGUCAUGAUCAUUCUUCUGGGUCUGGACACACAAUUUGUAGCCAUGGAGGUGGUGAUGACGUCCAUCAUUGACAUGUUUCCUACUGUGAUGCGCAGAGCAGGCAGACGAGAGGCUCUCCUUCUCCUCUUCUGCCUCACAUGUUUCUUCUCUCAGCUUGUCAUGAUUACUGAGGGAGGGAUGUAUGUGUUCCAGAUAUUUGACUACUAUGCCUGUAAUGGAGCCUGCAUCCUCUUCCUCUGUGUGUUUGAGACCCUGGCACUAGGAUGGAUAUUUGGAGCAGAUCGUUUGUAUGAAAUCAUAAAGGACAUGACAAAUGAGAACGCCAACCCAUUCUUCAAAAUUUGCUGGCUUUACCUCACACCCCUCGUCUCUUUGGGCUCUUUUAUUGGUUCAUUAGUUUGGUACCAGCCGUUAACCUUCAAUCGCUGGUAUGUGUAUCCCAACUGGGCGUAUGUUUUAGGCUGGAUAAUGGCCCUCUCCUCCAUUCUGCUUGUACCAGGAGUGGCACUGUAUAAACUGGGAACUGGGACUGGAGACCUCUAUCAGCCCGACAGAGAUGGCAUCUCUGGUCUGCAAGAGGGGUGUCUGAGAGCUGUGGUCUGCAGCCAGACUGUCUUGGAAUAUAGAGUGUGACUCAGCUCAGCACGACUUCAUCAUCAGUGCCAACCCCAUCCUGAUUACACACUGGCAAGGAGAAACAGAGAAACAGAGGUUCAACACAUUGAAGACGGAGAUCUGCAGCAUUUUGACGUCAG